AUGUCAAAAACUGAUUUUCCUGUUAUUUUUCUUACACAUGGAGCCGGUCCUAUGAUGUUUCUUGAGUCACCACCAUCUCGUACUCUUGGUGAAAUCGAUAAAAACAGUCCAGCAGCUCAAUGGUUUCGUCAAUUAUCUGAACAAUUAGCUUUACCAUCAUUACCAAAAGCAAUUCUUAUUAUAACAGCACAUUGGGAAACAUCAAAUGCUGUACAUAUCAGUGCACAAGAAAAACAUACAGAGCUUCUUUAUGAUUACUAUAACUUUCCACCAGAAGCUUAUAAACUUCAAUAUAAUCCAUUAGGUGAUAUAGAUUUAUCAAAACGUGUUAAACAAUUACUUGAACAAGCUGGUAUAUCAGCUAAACUUGAUGAUAAACGAAAUUUUGAUCAUGGAGUUUUUAUUCCACUUAAACUUAUCUAUCCAGAUGCAAAUAUUCCAGUUGUUUCAAUGUCUGUUCUUGAAAGUUUGUCACCAGCUCAACAUUUAGCUAUUGGAAAAGCUCUUGAACCAUUAAGAAAAGAACAAAUAUUAAUUAUUGGAUCAGGUUCAUCUGUACAUGGAUUUCAAGCAACAGAAACGCAAGUAAAUGAAUUUAUGAAUGAAUUAACUAAAGUUCUUACACAAUAUGAUGAACAUGACCGUGAAAAAGUUUUACUUAAUUGGGAUAAAGUAUUACCUUAUGCACGAACGAAUCAUCCACGCGAAGAACAUUUUAUACCUUUACAUGUUAUUGUUGGUGCUGCAGGUUCAGAUCGUGGUCAAUUAUUAAAUCCAACUGUAACAAGUGCACAAGCUUCUUUUAAAUUUAGUGUUUAA
Messenger RNA from Rotaria sordida, 819 nucleotides. Lineage: Eukaryota; Metazoa; Rotifera; Eurotatoria; Philodinida; Philodinidae. The record is from the annotation of a GenBank genome assembly.